Malurus melanocephalus (red-backed fairy wren) is the source of this 1430-nucleotide messenger RNA. Its product is annotated as 3 beta-hydroxysteroid dehydrogenase/Delta 5-->4-isomerase-like. Gene Ontology annotation, molecular function: 3-beta-hydroxy-Delta5-steroid dehydrogenase (NAD+) activity. Lineage: Eukaryota; Metazoa; Chordata; Aves; Passeriformes; Maluridae. Gene Ontology annotation, biological process: steroid biosynthetic process. The transcript has 4 exons. The coding region runs from base 23 to 1270 and encodes 415 amino acids. The record is from RefSeq and is a predicted model, not a curated record.
UUUGUAAGRACUCCAGAGAUUGAUGUCAUAUGUUCAUUCCCUCAGGCAGAAGGAGAACCAGCAGCAGAACAGCGAGUUUGUCACCGAGGAGCAACCCAGAGCGAUGUCCCUGGCUGGGGUGAGCUGCCUGGUGACAGGAGCAGGAGGAUUYCUUGGCCAGAGGAUUGUCAGCUUGCUCCUGGAAGAAGAGGAGGCUCUGGCUGAGAUCCGAGUGCUGGACAAAGCCUUCAGUGAUGAAGCACUCAGGAGAUUUGAGAAGUUCAAGGGAAAGACUGAGGUGCAAAUCCUGGAAGGGGACAUCCGAGAUGUGACGUUCCUGCACCGUGCCUGCCAGGGCGUGUCCCUGGUCAUCCACACGGCUUCCCUCAUCGACACCCUGGGAAUCCACACGGCUUCCCUCAUCGACACCCUGGGGCUCAUCGAAAAGAAACUGCUGUGGGAUGUCAAUGUGACAGGUACCCAGCUGCUGCUGGAGGCGUGUGUCCGCUGCAACGUCCAGCACUUCAUUUACACCAGCACCAUAGAGGUGACGGGCCCAAACUGCAGAGGUGACCCCAUUUUCAACGGUGAUGAGGACACAGCUUAUGAGAGCACCUCCAAAUUUCCUUAUGCUCAAAGCAAGAGACUGGCAGAGGAAUCGGUGCUGAAGGCUGAUGGCCARGUGCUGAAGGAUGGUGGCACGCUGAUGACUUGUGCCCUGAGGUCCAUGUACAUUUUUGGGGAGGGGUGCCCGUUCCUCCAGGGCCACCUGGAUAAAUGUCUGCUGAACCAGAACGUUUUCCUGCGUUUCUCCAGGAAGGAGGCUCUGGUGAACCCCGUGUACGUGGGGAACAUCGCCUGGGCGCACGUGCAGGCGGCCAAAGCCCUCAGAGCACCCCAAAAAGCCAAACACAUCCGGGGGAAUUUCUACUACAUCUCAGAUGACACCCCUCACAUGAGCUAUGCUGAUCUCAACUACGAGCUGACCAAGGAGCUGGGAUUUGGGAUCGAGCAGCAGCUCCCCAUGCCCCUGACAGUGCUCUACUAUUUCUCUCUGCUGCUGGAGAUGGUCAGCUUCUUGCUGAGACCCUUUGUCAGGUACAUCCCCUCCACCAACCGGCACCUGGUCAGGCUGCUCAACACCCCCUUCAGCUUUUCUUACAGGAAAGCACAGCAGGAUUUUGGAUACGUGCCCCGCUACACGUGGGAGGAGGCCAAGCAGGGCACCAGUGAGUGGAUUGCCUCUGUCAUCCCCCAGAGAAGGCUGUGCUUGCAAAGCAGCAAUKCCUGAGCCUCAAGAGGAGCUGAGACCCUAAAAAAGGCCUUGAGCCAGGGGAGACCUACAGCAGCAGAUCACUGCAAAGCAUCUCAAUGAAUACUUUAACAGCCCCCACACCAACCUCAGAAUAAAUAAAAUGAAAUGUGCAUUUGUUUGUUGAGGGUAACGGUGC